CCCAGGCACUGUCUCCAGAAACUACAUGCCUAACCAAGAAAUCCAAACUCCUUACCUUGACUUACAAAGUCCUAAAUGCUCUGGCUCUUGCCUUCCUCUGCGACCUCCUGUUACACCACUCUCCCCAGCGUUACUGGCCUUUCUGUUUUUCCAAAUUUGCAGGCUCAUUUCCACCGGGUCCUUUACACAAACGGUUUCCUCUAAUUGCAAUGCUCCUCUCCUAGUUUUAAAAAAGUUGACUUUGUGUCAUUCAUCUCAGCUCAGAUGUCACCUUAUUAGGACAUCCCUGACCAUCCAGUUAAAAGGCCACCUAGUCUCUAUCACAUUACCCUGUUUCAGUGCUCUGAAGGACUUUUAUCAUAAUUUUUGUUUUCUUACAGACAUCAUUGCCCACCCCCCAGUAGAUUUAAGGGUUAUCAGAUCAGGGAGCUUGUCUCUUUGGUCACCGGUAUGUCCUGAGCCUUGGAAGGAAGGGGCCUCACGCAUGUUGAAGACUCAACGAAUAUUUGUUGAGUAUGAAAGAAUGACUCGGAUGAAAAAAACGAGAGCAAGCAGCCAGCAGUGUGGGAAAAUGGCGAUGAGCCACUCGAUGAAGGAACGAACAAUCUCGGAGAACAGCCUGAUCAUCCUGCUGCAGGGCCUCCAAGGCCAAGUAACCACUGUGGACCUGCGGGAUGAGAGUGUGGCCCAUGGACGCAUAGACAACGUCGAUGCUUUCAUGAACAUCCGCCUAGCCAACGUCACCUACACAGACCGUUGGGGGCAUCAGGCUGAGCUGGAUGACCUCUUUGUAACAGGCCGUAAUGUCCGUUACGUCCACAUCCCAGAUGACAUGAACAUCACCAAGACCAUUGAGCAGCAGCUGCAGAUCAUCCAUCGUGUGCGCAACUUUGGCAGCCUGGGGCAAGGCCGGCGGGAAUUUCCCACCAAAAAGCAUAAAUGAGCCUGUCCAUUCAGCAGCCCUAGUCACCACUCAGGUUCCUCCAGAGUUCUACUGAGCCAACUGCCUGCUAUUCCUUCCUGUCUAGAACUUGGGAAGGGAGCAAGGCCAGUCCAGAAACUGGUAUCUGACAGACACCACCUAUCACAGCUGCCUUUCACAGGGUUCCACCUCCCAGAUUCACCCUGGAACCCAGAGUCCUAUUUAUCUGCGGCCUUGGGGUAGAUGACAAUCCUCUCUUCUGAUCAUUUGCAUCUGAAUUUCUGAUAUACUGAUUUAGGGAAUCUGUCAAGUAGUUUUCAGCCCUCUCCCAGUGAGGAUUAUUAAAUAUACUCAGCCUCAGCCACCUCUAAGUGUCCCCAUUUCUCUUGCAAUUGUGUCUGUUUUCUCAUAAAGUUUAACUUGGAUACAAA
Molecule: messenger RNA, 1353 nt
Organism: Miniopterus natalensis
Lineage: Eukaryota; Metazoa; Chordata; Mammalia; Chiroptera; Miniopteridae
Gene: LSM10
Product: LSM10, U7 small nuclear RNA associated
Biological process (GO): mRNA 3'-end processing by stem-loop binding and cleavage
Cellular component (GO): nuclear body; cytoplasmic U snRNP body
Molecular function (GO): histone pre-mRNA DCP binding; U7 snRNA binding
Source: RefSeq, a predicted model, not a curated record